AUGGGUAAUGUUAGUAGCAGACCAGAUGAUGGCGCGCCAUUAUACUUGAGGGAUCAGAAUCGCUUAACUAUAUCGUCAUUGUCGAUCACCAAUCAGCGGAGGAGAACCCUCUUAAACAUUGUUCCAAAUGGAUUCCCAGCAACAAGAGUCUCUGCGAUUCGCGACCUUGGAGAUAAUUCUGUGGUUGAAUAUGUUCAGGACCCUGAUACACUUCCUGGAGCCGCUCCGAAUCUCCUCCUCAAGGUCAAUAAUGACGAAGAGCUUACUUUCCACUUCACAUUUAUUAUACGACAAUCGCAAGGUUUUCUGUCUGCGACAAACGGCGCAAAAGAUGUAGUCGGCUUGAUGGAUACCGUUAUAAAUGGACUUACAUAUGUAUCAGCUUCGACCGCGCGAGAAGUAGAGAAUCUAGUCACUCGAGAAUUUCAUGCCGAUCCGAAUCUACACAAGAAUGCCAAUGUACAACUAGUUGGAGAUUAUUCUACGGGAGGCAGUCAAUCAGUAUCGUUCGAAUGGUCUUGGAAAUGGAGACCUCCGAAGCCAACGGAGGACCGCGGGGGUGGUUGGAGAAAUAAUUGCAGUUUUCUCGAAUAUGAUCAGCGAGCGCAUCGAUUAAAUACUCUUGCUAGCUUCUCAUUCUGGGUUUCAAGUAAAGCUACAAUCGCUCUGUCCCAAUCUUCCGCUAACAAAGUCUUAGAUCCGCAACCAUUAAGUAUGCCAGGCUCUCCAUCGCCACCUUUUCAUCUCGUCCCACCUCCUAAAUUGCGACUUCCCUCUUCUCAAUCCCUCGAUUCUCGUGUGAGCGGGCAAGAGCUAUCGUACUCUUUUGAAGAUGCACCGCCAUCGCCAAAUCCUCUUAGCCUCGAUUUCAUUGUCCCUCAAAGCCAUUUCACAGAUGCACCUAAGGUCGAUGUCUCUUGUCAACGCCCAGGCGAAGAUAUGAGUGCUACAGAAGAUGGACCUUUAUUUAGGGCCACUAUGAAAGCUUUGGAACAAAAAACUGGAAACAUGCGCACACGGAUGAAAAAGGUUCUCAGAAAGGCUGAGGCGGCACAGAUCGCCCAGAUGCAAUGCAACGAUGCAAUUGGGGGUUUUAUGGAAGCGCUUCGAGAAGCGUCCAACUCAAACGCAAACGCAGUCCAACCAGCCCUGGACCAUUACUUUGAUAAAAUUGCGCGAGAGAUUUUACAGUAUGAAAAGCAAAACGCUAUUAAUCUAGAGAAAGUCAUUAUAGAGCCCCUCGCAAAACUAUACACACUUGAUAUCAAACAAGCUGAAUCGAAGAAGCGCGAUUUUGAGGAAGAAAGCAAAGACUAUUAUGCAUAUGUCUCUAGAUAUUUGGGGCAGCGUCAAGACUCAUUGAAGCAAAAAAAGCGGGUGGAGAGCGAUACCAAAUACCAAACGAAACGUCGCAAUUUCGAGCUGAAACGAUUCGAUUAUUCUUCAUUUAUGCAAGAUUUACACGGGGGUCGAAAAGAACAAGAAGUGUUGUCACAUUUAACCAAGUAUGCAGAUGCUCAGACAAGGAGCUAUCUCGCAGCGGCGAAGAAAGUAGAACAAAUGCUUCCACAGUUGGAAGCCUUGAGCGCAGAAGUGCAGGAUGCGGACAAAGAAUUUCAAUACCAGAGGACUGAACGUGAAGAAAAACGACGUAAUCUCGAAAAGAGUACUGUUACAUAUGUGGAACCUGAGACAGUCCCGGUCGAAACAGUCGCACCUGGCACGUCGAGCUCAGGCAAUGGUGCAUACACUUCAGAUACUGAGCUCAACAGAGCAGACAGUACAGGGCAUCAAUUAAGAAUAGUACCAACAAACAGUACGAUUGCUACAGUCACUAAUGGAGGUGCGACAGAGUUUAGCAGAACUCCAGGGAGCCUCUCGUCCGUACAUGGUGGACCAGUAGGAAGCCCGGCCGCAAAUCCUCGGUUUCGUGGCAUUAGGGACCUUGAAGAAAAAGACCAUAGCCAAAUCACGGCGAGUGAAAAGUUGGGCACGCAACGUAAGGAGGGUCUUCUCUGGGCUUUAAGUAGGCCUGGUAGUCAUGUUGAUCCAAGAGGAUUGAACAAGCAAGCUUGGCACAAAUUUUGGAUCGUAUUGGAUGCUGGUAAACUCUCCGAGUACAGUAAUUGGAAACAGCGUCUAGAUCUACACAUGGAACCCAUAGAUCUACGUAUGGCAUCUGUUCGUGAGGCUCGUGAUGCGGAGCGUCGUUUCUGUUUUGAGGUCAUUACCCCUCAGUACAAGAGAGUAUAUCAAGCAACCUCAGAGGAUGAUAUGAAGAAUUGGAUUUCUGCUAUCAACAAUGCACUUCAGAGUGCAGUUGAGGGUAGAGGCAUGAAGGAUUAUCCUGCUCUGACACCACAACCCGAAGCUCACUCGAUGAGAAGAGAUAUUGGUUCGAUAUUGACAGGAAAGAGUUCUUCGUUGAAUCAGGGGCAUUCGUCGAACCAUAACAACACUUCUAAUACGAACAAUGUGUUUAGAAGAACGACCGUUGGUGCUAGGCCUGCGUAUGGCCGAUCGAAUAGUAGUAGCUUUGAUGAAAGCCCAGAUAAACUACUUCAGCUUCUACGAGAAACGGAUCAAGGAAACUGCUGGUGUGCAGAUUGUGGAUCUGGAAUUAAAACAGAGUGGGUGUCGAUCAACUUGGCCAUCAUACUUUGUAUCGAAUGUAGUGGUAUUCAUCGUUCACUUGGAACACAUAUCAGCAAAGUACGCUCCUUGACUCUCGAUAUUAAUUCCUUUACCACCGACAUUGUCGAAUUACUUUUGUUGGUUGGCAAUCGCGUUUCCAAUAUGAUCUGGGAGGCUAGGCUCGACCUGGCUACAAAACCUACGCCACAAGCUACAAGGGAGCAAAGGUUGAAGUUUAUCACGGCUAAAUAUGUUGAUCGGGCCUUUGUGGAACCAAUCUCAUCCACCCUCUCACGAUAUGGCACGGCGGACGAGACCCUUCUUGCAGCAAUUAAAAAGAACGAUGUUCAGCAAGUGAUUUAUGCUUUAGCGCUUAAGGCAAACCCUAAUGUCACGGACAGGUCUCGUGGAACGCAUUCAGUGUUUUUAGCUCUCGCUGCUGCUGAUCCAGCAUCUCCAGCACAAGUUGCAUCGCCCACUCGAGUUGAACAUGCUGCAAAAAUUGUUCCAUUCCCGAUUGCUGAAAUGCUCGUACAACACGGGGCUGAGAUCCCGACCGUUUUACCCGCAUUUCCUUUGAGUCGAAGCGCAACGCUGUAUAUCGAACAAAAGACUCACCGUGGAGGAAGUACUAAUGAUACACUAGCAGCUUUGCCAACCACAAUGACCCAACAAGACAAGCUUAAGGAACGAGAGGCGAGAUUGCAAAAACGUGUUAGUGCUGGUGGUCGAUUAGCUAAAGCACCUAUUCAAGAACGUUCGUGA
Sclerotinia sclerotiorum 1980 UF-70 is the source of this 3399-nucleotide messenger RNA. RefSeq lists its product as hypothetical. The transcript is spliced from 5 exons. Lineage: Eukaryota; Fungi; Ascomycota; Leotiomycetes; Helotiales; Sclerotiniaceae. Gene Ontology annotation, molecular function: protein binding; GTPase activator activity. Bases 1 to 3399 code for a protein of 1132 amino acids. Gene Ontology annotation, cellular component: endosome; trans-Golgi network; cytoplasm. Gene Ontology annotation, biological process: intra-Golgi vesicle-mediated transport. The record is from RefSeq and is a predicted model, not a curated record.